CACCGCCUCCCUUUGCCCGGUGGUGGCGGAGCGGAGCGGAGGCGCCCGCGGCCUGCCCGGCCCCAGCCCCAGCGCUGCCGGUGCGUGCUCUUCUUCCUGACUUUGCAGAAAAAUGGCAGUCGACUUCCUUUUGCAUGAGAAGAUCUGGUUUGAGAAAUUCAAGUACGAUGAUGCUGAGAGAAGAUACUAUGAGCAGAUGAAUGGGCCAGUUAGCAGUUCUUCACAGCAACAGGAGAACGGAGCCAGCACGAUCCUACGCGACAUUGCCAGAGCCAGGGAGAAUAUCCAGAAAUCGCUGGCCGGACAGAAGACAGUUCCGCAUAGUAAAGAAGCUUCCUCUGCCCGUCACAAGAGGCAGUCAGGCCGCUCAACUAGCACAAGCACAACCUCUUCUGGGCCUGCUGGUGAUCAAAAUGAACUCAUUUCCAGAAUUUCUCACCUGGAGGUAGAAAACCAAAACCUUCGCAGUGUUGUUGCAGAUCUUCAGCUGGCCAUCUUCAAAUUGGAAAGCCGCCUGAAUACUCUGGAAAAAUCUACCUCCCAUCAGCCUGCAUCGAUUCCACCAACCCAGAAAGUGGAACCAUUCAGUGUUCCCUCCAAGAAAGUGGAGCUCCCAUCUGCUUCAAUUGCAAAGAAAGUUGAGCCAACUGCUGCAGAGGAUGAUGAGGACGAUGACAUCGACCUUUUCGGUAGUGAUGAUGAAGAGGAAGACCAAGAGGCUGCCAAAGUCCGAGAAGAGAGACUGCGUCAGUAUGCAGAGAAGAAGGCCAAGAAACCGGGUCUAAUUGCCAAGUCUUCUAUCCUUCUGGAUGUUAAGCCAUGGGAUGAUGAAACUGACAUGACAAAGAUGGAGGAGUGUGUCCGAUCCAUCCACAUGGAUGGGCUUGUGUGGGGAGCCUCCAAGCUGGUCCCAGUAGGCUAUGGCAUUAAGAAGCUCCAGAUCCAGUGUGUAGUGGAAGAUGACAAAGUGGGGACAGACAUCCUGGAGGAAGAGAUCACCAAGUUUGAAGACUACGUGCAGAGCGUUGACAUUGCUGCUUUCAACAAGAUCUAGAAGCAAACCUAUAUCCUCUCUGAAAGCAUAAUUAAUAAAGGUCAAGAUUGGGAGUGCA
Messenger RNA from Rhea pennata, 1112 nucleotides. RefSeq names its product eukaryotic translation elongation factor 1 delta (gene EEF1D). Lineage: Eukaryota; Metazoa; Chordata; Aves; Rheiformes; Rheidae. The coding region runs from base 113 to 1054 and encodes 313 amino acids. The record is from RefSeq and is a predicted model, not a curated record. The transcript is spliced from 10 exons. Gene Ontology annotation, cellular component: cytosol; eukaryotic translation elongation factor 1 complex. Gene Ontology annotation, biological process: translational elongation. Gene Ontology annotation, molecular function: guanyl-nucleotide exchange factor activity; translation elongation factor activity.